This is a messenger RNA of Cucumis sativus (cucumber), 2863 nucleotides long. RefSeq names its product cation/H(+) antiporter 18. Gene Ontology annotation, molecular function: antiporter activity. The coding region runs from base 141 to 2558 and encodes 805 amino acids. Lineage: Eukaryota; Viridiplantae; Streptophyta; Magnoliopsida; Cucurbitales; Cucurbitaceae. The transcript is spliced from 4 exons. Gene Ontology annotation, biological process: regulation of pH; proton transmembrane transport. Gene Ontology annotation, cellular component: membrane; endomembrane system. The record is from RefSeq and is a predicted model, not a curated record.
CCAAAAUUCUUCAUCCCAUUUCUUCUUCCUCUUAGUUUUUUUUUUCUUGAUCUUCAUCAAACUUUGCUUUUGGAGAUCUACAAACAUAUUGAUAUCUCAUCAUUUUCAAAUCAAAAACUUCUGUCCACCAAAAUUCAGAAAUGGCGGGGAAUACGACGGCGCCGGGUGGCUGUCCGGCAGUGAUGAAAGCAACGUCCAACGGUGUCUUUCAAGGCGACAAUCCACUUGAUUUCGCUCUUCCUUUAGCCAUUCUUCAGAUAUGUUUGGUUGUUAUUCUUACUCGUCUUCUUGGUUUCGCCUUCCGUCCCCUCAGACAACCUCGAGUCAUUGCUGAGAUUGUCGGAGGAAUAUUGCUGGGACCGUCGGCAUUGGGUCGGAGCCAAGAAUUUCUUCACACAGUUUUUCCGGCGAGAAGCCUAUCGGUUUUGGACACGUUGGCGAAUUUGGGUCUUCUUUUCUUCCUAUUUUUAGUGGGUUUAGAGUUAGAUCUCAAAUCCCUCCGCCGUACCGGAAAAGGUGCAAUGGCCAUAGCCGUCGCAGGGAUCACCCUCCCUUUCGUCCUCGGCAUCGGAACCUCUUAUGUCCUCCGUUCCACCAUCUCCAAAGGCGUCAGUGGCCCUCCUUUUCUUGUUUUCAUGGGCGUUGCUCUCUCCAUUACCGCUUUCCCUGUUCUUGCUCGCAUUCUCGCCGAACUCAAGCUCUUAACCACCAACGUCGGCCGCAUGGCCAUGUCCGCCGCCGCCGUCAACGACAUAGCUGCUUGGAUCCUCCUCGCCCUCGCCAUCGCCCUCUCCGGCACUGGCCGUUCCCCUCUCGUUUCCCUCUGGGUUUUCCUCUGCGGCGCUGGUUUUGUUCUGUUUUGCUUCUUCGCUCUCCCCCCAGUCUUUCAAUGGAUCUCCCGCCGUUGCUCCGAUGGCGAACCCGUCAGCGAACUCUACAUUUGCGCUAUUUUAUCCACCGUCUUAGCCGCUGGAUUCGUCACCGACUUAAUCGGAAUCCACGCUCUAUUCGGUGCUUUUGUCGUCGGCGUCCUCGUGCCAAAGGAUGGCCCACUCGCCGGAGCUCUCGUCGAGAAAGUCGAAGAUCUUGUAUCGGGUUUAUUCCUCCCUCUCUAUUUCGUAUCAAGCGGAUUAAAAACUAACAUCGCAACAAUCAAGGGAGCACAAUCAUGGGGUCUCCUCGUUCUGGUAGUAUUCACCGCUUGUUUUGGGAAAAUCAUCGGAACAAUCUCUGUAGCACUCUGUUUCAAGAUGCCAUUUCAAGAAUCAGUUGCUUUAGGAUUCUUAAUGAACACAAAAGGGUUAGUGGAAUUAAUCGUUUUAAACAUCGGCAAAGACAGAAAAGUUUUGAAUGAUCAAACAUUCGCAAUCUUAGUUCUAAUGGCUAUAAUCACAACAUUCAUCACAACCCCAAUUGUAAUGGCGGUUUAUAAACCAGCAAAAAGAAAGAGCAAAUCGGAAUACAUAAACAGAACAAUCGAGCGAGAUGAACCCAAUUCAGAGCUGAGGGUUUUGGCUUGUUUUCACUCUGUUAACAACAUUCCAUCGAUUUUGAAUUUGAUUGAGGUGAGUCGUGGAAAAGAAGGUCGUGGGCGGCGGCUUUGUGUGUAUGCAAUGCAUUUGAUGGAGCUGACGGAGAGGUCGUCGGCGAUUGUAAUGGUGAACAGAGCAAGAAAGAAUGGAUUGCCGUUUUGGAAUAAAGGAGGGAAAUCGGAUUCAGAUCAAAUUAUUGUAGCGUUUGAGGCAUUUCAGCAGCUUAGUCGAGUGUCAAUACGUCCGAUGACGGCCAUUUCUCCGUUUUCAGAUAUGCAUGAAGAUGUUUGUAACAGUGCUGAGAGAAAACGGGCCGCCAUUAUCAUCCUUCCAUUCCAUAAACACCAAAGGUUUGAUGGAUCUUUGGAGACAACACGGACUGAUUUUCGAUGGGUUAAUCAAAAGGUUCUCGAACAACCACCAUGCUCCGUCGGGAUCUUAGUCGAUCGAGGUCUUGGAGGUGGCUCCCACAUAUGUGCUAGCAAUGUCUCUUCCACAAUAACCGUCUUCUUCUUCGGAGGUCGUGACGAUCGUGAAGCCUUAGCCUAUGGUCGAAGAAUGGUAGAGCAUCCAGGAAUAACCCUCAACAUCGUACAUAUUCUUCCUAGCUCUGACAUGGCUACAGAAUCAACCGUAAUCGACAUGCAUUCCAAAGAUGAUACUAAUACUUCAACACUCAUGGAUCAAAAAGUGUUGAUGGAGUUCAAUGUGAAGAAAAUAGAUGACGAGUCAAUUAGAUAUGAGGAGAGAACAGUGACCAAAUACAAUGACACAAUUGAAGUAAUAAGAGAAUUUAGUAGGUGUAAUUUGAUAUUGGUGGGUCGAGCCCCUGAAGGUCAAGUAAUAGAGAGUCUUCAUUUCAAAGGUGGCGAUUGCCCGGAGUUGGGUCCUAUCGGCAACUUGUUGACAUCAACAGAGAUCUCAACAUCAGCUUCAGUGUUGGUGGUACAACAAUUUCGAGGUCCAUUGUUGCCUUCUUCGUCCACCUCUACAGCAACAGUAUUACCCGAAGAAGUUACUGAGUAAUGAGUUGUUUGGAUUGACUUUCUAAAUGUUUUUUAAAAAAUGUUUAAAUCCCUAAAACCUACUAUUUUCAUUCACUCUAUAACACGUGGAAAACCAUGAUAAAAAAAAAUUGAAUGAGAUGUGUACAAAUAUAGGUAUAGUUUCGAGUGUACCUAUGUAUUUUUCUCUUAAAAAAGAUGUGGAGUAAAGCUCAUGUACAUUUUAAGAUGCAUUUAUCAUUGUGCAUCUCAUGGUGUUGAUCAAUAAGUACAUUAUAAUGUUGUAUUUGAGUCUUUUUUUUAAUGGUAAAGUGUACAUUAUGGCUA